AUGAAACAUAGGAUUCUUUUAUUUUCAGAAUCUCAUGUAGAAAUUUUGGAGUUUUCUCGUUCUAAAGAUGCAUUAUUAAAUCAUUUUUUUAAUCCAGAAAUACGUCUUAAAAUUACAGUUCCUUGUGUUUCAGCAGUAUCACAUUCUUUAGAUGGAAGAUUUAUUGCAAUUGCAGCGGGUUUUAUUUACUUGUAUGAUUUAAAAAAUCCAGGAAAACUGCUACAUAUUCCAGGAACAAAAGAUGUUAAACAUCUUGUUUUUGGAGGCAAUUCAGAUGAAAUCUUUUUUAUCAAGGAAAAACUUUCUGCAAUUAUGAGUUAUCAUAUUAUAAGUGAAAAGAUUAUUACUUUGUCGACUCAGAAAAGACAUCCUUCUCCAAUAACAUAUAUGGCGAUAUCGAAAGAUUCUAGGUUUAUUUUGACUGUCUCUGAAAAUCCGUCUAUUAUUUUUCUUCAGGACUGUAUUACUCAUUUGACGGAUAAAAUAAUUCCUGGAACGUCGUUUGGAAAUGUUAAAAAUGCUGUUUUUCAUCCAAAAAAAUCAAAUUUUUUUCUUCUUUGUUUUACUAAUGGAAUUCUUGGUUUUUAUAAUACGAAAAAACCAAUUCAUCCUAUAUUUAGAAUAAAAGACAUAUCUAUUAUGUGUGCGCUAUUUUUGCCAAAUGAAGAAUCAUCUGCUCUUGCUGUUGAUUUAAAUGGACAAUUUUCUAUCAUUGAUUUUGAAAAAAAAGAAAUUCAAAUCAAAUGGUCUAUAAACACCUCUGUUGAUUCUUUAUCUAUUAAAGAAUUGGGUUGUAAUGAGUGGAAUAUUUUUGUUUUAUCAUCGCAUGAAAAAUGUUUCUAUUUUAACCAAGAAGGUGUAAAACUUUCUGAAUAUUCUAUUAAUUCAGAAAAAGUUUUUCAAAUUUCAACAUUAGUCAGUGAUAUACCCAUUAAUGAAAGCUUUUUGGACAUUGUUAUUGAAAAUUCAAACUCUAAUAUCUCUAAAUUUUUAAUUUCUAAAGAUUUACAUGGUUGUUUUUCUGAUAAAAAAAUACAAUCUUUAACUGAUGAUAAAUUUUCGGGUUUGCUUUUAUCCACAAAUAGCCCUUUGAAGACUAAAAUUGAUAAAAUUCAAUCUGAUUUUGGAAAAAGAUUAUAUGUUGAUAAAAAUAAUUCAUCUGCUGUUUCUAUUGGAAAAGAAAAUAUACCUUUUGAAGAUCCUUCUAGAAAUAAUUUUAUAGCAAAUACACCUACAAAAGAUUUAUCCAUGUCCUCUUAUAUUAAUAAAAAUGAUACAUUCUCACCUAACAAAACGUAUGAAGCUCAAUCAACAUUUAAAUUUGAAACUCCAAAGACGUCAAAAAAAAAGAUUAAUUUUCCUAAACUUCCUAAUAAUACUUGUAGUUUUCAGAAAAAUCAAUUAAUUUCAGAAAAGUCUCCUGAAAAAUAUUUGAUGAAAUUUAAAACAUCUGAUACUCCUGAUAUAUGGUGUGAACUUGGAGUCGAUCAAAUUAUUGAUAUUGAAAGUUCACUUGUAAAUUGUUCUCCAUUAAAAGAAGAUAUUCGAACUCAUGAAACAAAAGAUUCAUCAAAAAAUACUCUUAGUAUAUCUGAAAAUUCUAAAUUUCAGAAUUCUAAUUCAUUUUCAACAAAUAAAGAAUUAUUAGAAUUCGAUUUGAAAAAAGACUUUUCUACUGAUAUGUUAACAUUUAAAGAUAUGCUUUAUGAGGCACAAAAAGGAAUACGGCAAGAUAUUCAAUGUCUGCAUGUUGAAUUAAUAAAGCAGUUUAUGCUGCAAAAACAAGAAUUUAAAAAGAUAUUAAGGUUUAAGAAUAAAGAAAUUGAAAAUUUGAAAAAGGAAAACAAGAAGCUUGUUCAUGAAUUAAGUGUAUAUAGAAAAUAUUAA
Pneumocystis jirovecii RU7 is the source of this 1887-nucleotide messenger RNA. RefSeq lists its product as uncharacterized. Lineage: Eukaryota; Fungi; Ascomycota; Pneumocystomycetes; Pneumocystales; Pneumocystaceae. The transcript is spliced from 7 exons. Bases 1 to 1887 code for a protein of 628 amino acids. The record is from RefSeq and is a predicted model, not a curated record. Gene Ontology annotation, molecular function: protein binding.